This is a messenger RNA of Cordyceps fumosorosea ARSEF 2679, 600 nucleotides long. RefSeq lists its product as hypothetical. Bases 1 to 600 code for a protein of 199 amino acids. NCBI's taxonomy places the organism in Eukaryota, Fungi, Ascomycota, Sordariomycetes, Hypocreales, Cordycipitaceae. The record is from RefSeq and is a predicted model, not a curated record. The transcript is spliced from 3 exons.
AUGACGCGUGUUUCGGUAUACUCUGCGGCCCUGGUCGCCUUCGUGGCUGCCGCCGCCAUGAUCGUCGCCUCCAUCGCCAUGCCCAACUGGAUCGACUACGCCGUCACCACCGCCAAGGGCGACACCGUCCGCAAGACCAUCGGCCUGCACCGCAGCUGCUCCAACCUUGACGGCCCCCGCUGCGUGCCCUACCCGACCGCCGCGCUGUGCCAGUCCGCCGAGCGGCGCUACUUCUGCACCGUCUGGCGCACCACCGGCUGGCUCGCCUCCUUCUCCGUCGUCCUCGGCCUCGCCGGCCUCCUCUCCCUGGCCGUCACCCUCGCCGGCGGCAAGUACAGGCGCGAGAGCGGCUGGCCGCUCGUCUCGGGCUUGGUCGCCACGUUUGCCGCCGUGCAGCUGAUUGUCGUCUCCGUCGUGGCAUACCUCUUUGAUCACGAUGAGCAGUUUGCCAUCCCGGGGUGGCAGCUCGGCGCCUCGUGGUAUCUGGCGCUGUCGAGUGCGUUGCUCUGCGUUACCACGGUGGCGGGCUUGGUGUUGAGCGCCUACGUGCUGCAGCCAGAGGAUGGCUACGAGUUUUUGGAGGACCCUACGAACGCGUAA